This is a messenger RNA of Brassica napus (rape), 567 nucleotides long. RefSeq lists its product as uncharacterized. The record is from RefSeq and is a predicted model, not a curated record. Lineage: Eukaryota; Viridiplantae; Streptophyta; Magnoliopsida; Brassicales; Brassicaceae. The coding region runs from base 1 to 567 and encodes 188 amino acids. The transcript is spliced from 2 exons.
AUGGCACCAUAUAAGGCGCUUUAUGGGAGGCCAUGCAAAACACCUUUAUGCUGGACCGAAGUUGGAGAAAGAAGAGAGUUUGGACCCAAAAUUGUAGAAGAGACAAUGAAAGAGUUGGAGAUCAUUCAAACCAAUAUGAAGAAAGCGCAGGAUAGAAAAAAGAAGUACGCCGAUCAAUCAAGGCGAGAAGUGGUGUUCAGUAUUGGUGAUUGGGUUUACCUAAAAGUGUCAGCUCAAAAAGGAAAGGACCGAUUUGGAAAGGUCGGCAAACUAGCGGUAAGAUUCAUUGGGCCUUACCAGUUAUACAACGAAUCGGAGAGCGCUAUUGAGAUAGAGCAAAUCGAAAACCUGCAAACAAACCUCACUUAUCCUGAGGGACCAAUCCGAAUAGGUGAACGUCGGAUACGAAGAUUGAAGAAUCGAGAAAUUCCUCAAGUCCAAGUUUUCUGGGGUAAGCGGAACCGUGUAAUUGUGACCUGGGAGGAUGAAUCAAGAUUCAAAGUGUUGCAUCCAGAUUUCUUCCACGAAGAUGUAGUGAUGGAAGAAGGGGGAUCACCGGAUCCUUAG